AUGGAAAAGAACAACAUGAGAUAUGAGGUAUGGAGAUCUUUGAGAGAUGGAGAUUUUCAAGAAGAUGAUGUGUGGGAUGUUCUUGAUCAUGAUGGAUAUCAUCAAUCAUCGUUCAUGAUCAGCAACCAUACGGCUAAGCCCUCUUUCUCAACCAAAAGUUUACUUCCAAGCGAGCCUAGAAUGAUCCCAGAGAGGCAGAGCAGACAAGGAAUGGCACCUAUGAGACAACAAUCGGCUCCUAUCAAUGUCCCUAACUGGUCAAUGGUUCACAGAAAGAAGACAACAAAAAAUGAUGAUAAUGAUGAUGAUCAUCAUCAUGAUGACGAUGAUGAUAAUGGUAGUGGUGAUGAUAAUGAUGAUGAUGAGUAUGUGUCACCGCAGGAGUAUUUUAUGCGACGCAGUCAGAUUUCAUCGUCCUCGGUUAUGGAAGGAGUUGGAAGGAAAUUGAAAGGAAGAGACUUGAACAACGUUAGGAAUGCAGUAUUGAAGAAAACUGGAUUUCUUGAAUAG
Molecule: messenger RNA, 510 nt
Organism: Microthlaspi erraticum
Lineage: Eukaryota; Viridiplantae; Streptophyta; Magnoliopsida; Brassicales; Brassicaceae
Source: the annotation of a GenBank genome assembly